Messenger RNA from Penicillium taxi, 843 nucleotides. Its product is annotated as HpcH/HpaI aldolase family protein. Gene Ontology annotation, molecular function: aldehyde-lyase activity. The transcript has a single exon. The record is from RefSeq and is a predicted model, not a curated record. The coding region runs from base 1 to 843 and encodes 280 amino acids. NCBI's taxonomy places the organism in Eukaryota, Fungi, Ascomycota, Eurotiomycetes, Eurotiales, Aspergillaceae. Gene Ontology annotation, cellular component: cytoplasm.
AUGACAUCCCUAGCAUGCACAGCAUACUCGAUCCAAAAUCCCUUCCGGACUCGGACUCUGAGCGGAGAAAUCACUCCUCUCAUGUGCAUCAGAUACGUGGCCAACAAUGAAAUAGCCAUGAUGGCCAAGAUGGCUGGCUUCCACGGCCUAUUCAUAGACAUGGAGCAUUCCUCGCUAGACAUGCCCGCCGUGUCGCAGCUCAUUCUAGCGUGCAACUAUGUCGGCAUCUCACCCGUAGUGCGCUCCCCUUCCAAAUCUCACUGGCACAUCAGUCGCAUUCUCGACGCGGGUGCUUCGGCCGUGGUGAUUCCUCACAUCGAAACUGUGCAGGAGGUGCGGGAUUUGGUGAAAUACGCCAAGUAUACGCCGUUGGGCAUUCGUGGCUGCACGAAUCAGCUGGCUAUCAACAAUUUCCAGCAUGUGCCAACGUUGAUACAGAAUGAAGUGUUGAACAAAGAGUCGAUGUUGAUUCCUAUGAUUGAGACUACUAGUGCUGUGGAGCUGGUAGAAGAGAUUUUAGCAAUUGAAGGCGUUGACGGCGUCUUGGUUGGCUCUUAUGAUCUAUGCAGCGAUUUGGGAAUCCCAGAACAGUAUGAUGAGCCGGUCUACCUAGAUUCGGUGGUCAAGGUCAUCGAGGCGGCUAAUAAGGUGGGCAAACCGGUUGGAAUCGGUGGUCUCAAUUCUCGUAUGGAUCUCUUAGAGAGAUGGUUCUCUAUGGGUGCAGUCUGGUCUCUCGGAGCUGCCGAUGGGGCAAUUCUGCAAAAUGGAAUGAAGCAGGUAGCAAAGAAGUACGUGGAUAUCAAUGAAAGAGUGCAGAAGGUGAGGGCAAGUGCUAAGGAGUAG